Molecule: messenger RNA, 5534 nt
Organism: Sabethes cyaneus
Lineage: Eukaryota; Metazoa; Arthropoda; Insecta; Diptera; Culicidae
Gene: UBL3
Product: ubiquitin-like protein 3
Exons: 4
Coding region: 289-660 (123 amino acids)
Molecular function (GO): protein binding
Source: RefSeq, a predicted model, not a curated record
UCUACAGCAGGAAAAGGUAGCACGAAACUUGACAGUGGCGGAAAGGGUUGCAUCAAUCGAUACCGUUGCAGAACUGGUGGUGCAGUUUGCAUCCAGCAGCAGCUUGGAGGAAUUCCGUGUUCAGGGCUGCUUUUGCAAUUACACCAGUAUCGUCAAAUCACCGAAAUUGUCUACACCAAUACAUGCGAGCAGGGACUCUCCUGUGUUGACACAAAUUGUAACCUAGGCUCUAGCAGCAGCGAACGAAACUGCAAGAGGGCCUUUCUUGCGCUUUGCGUUGGCCGUGGAAUGAUGUCGUCCAAAAACAUACCUGCUGAUAAGAUAAACCUGCGACUGAUACUCGUCAGCGGAAAAACGAAAGAAUUCCUCUUCAGCCCAUCCGAUUCAGCAGGAGAUAUAGCACUGACAGUGUUCGAGAAUUGGCCCGAUGACUGGGAAUCUGAAGCUGUGGCGAAGGCGGAGAUCCUAAGACUUAUCUACCAGGGCAGAUUUCUGCACUGUAAUGUGACGUUAGGGGCCCUAGGGUUACCAUUAGGCAAAACAACUGUAAUGCAUUUGGUACCACGUGAUAAUCUGCCUGAGCCAAACUCGCAAGAUCAGCGACAAAAGAGUAAAGGCGGCUCCAGUAGAUGUUGUUCCACUAGUUGUUGUAUAUUGUAACCAAUUUUUACGAGUACUAAACCACUAUGAUUAACUAUUAAUAAAUGGCAAGCAACUAUCCGCUACUACUAUUAACUGUGUACAGACAGGAUGGCAAAUUGCAGCUGCUGGUGGAAGACAAAGAUGAGAAGAUAUCCGGAUGGAAAAACGUAGCACAGCUGAAGAAAUGACUUAUUGGUCGGAUUUUUUGUUACAUUUUUUGUUUUGUUAUCGGUAGAAAAAAGAAUAUUUGCUGCUAACUUUUAAUUACAUUUUCUGUUGUCAGAAAGUACUUACAAACGUGCAUACAUACACCAACGCCUAGAGCCCCCAAGAAACAAAUGCUAAGGUUGUGUUCCAUUGUUCCGAGUUUCAAUGUGUAUGGUUUGUGUUAGUGCAAACUCCUCUAUUCUGACACCUGUCAUAUCUCAACUUUGCGCUAAGCAGGGAGCAGGUAUGACAGUUCAGUUAUUAAGCAAACAGGUUGAAAACAGAAACGGUACAUAUUUUUAGCGGAAAUUCUAUAAAUAUACAAGCAAACGCAUAGUAAUUAUUAAAAAUUAAGGAGAAAACUUAUGAAAAAUAAAAUGUGAAUGCUUGGAGGAAAUAUAGAUUAGGCGGAUAGAUAUAUAGAAAUUUGUUGAUCGUAUAAAUUCGUUCUAUUUUUCUUAUAGACGGCUUAGUUCGAAUCGUUUUCCUCCGAGCGCUAAAUAUAGUUUUCCUACGUUCGAUUUUCAGUGCGCAGUGUUUAUCAGAAUCGAAAAGAAAAGUGAAAGGUAAAAUAGUGCAAGAAAAAUAUAACAAAAGAGAUUAUUUAGCAAAGAGAGAAAAAAACACUGAUAAAGAAUCUAUUGUUACAAAAGUUCAGUUACGUUAGUUUAGUGACAAAAUUGUAUAAAAUAUGAAUAAAACAACAAUAAACUAUACGAAAACAAGCAAGCGCAAAAGUCACACACCAACACAUCGAAAUCAUGAAUGAAAAAAAUGGAGAAAUAUAUCCAGAAGUUUCGCUCAUCUAAUUUGUCGAAUGCAUCAACCUGUAUCAUAGCAAAGCAGAAAAAUCACUAACAACCAUUCAGACUGUCAAAGAACAAAUCCUAUGUAAAAAUCACCAUCGCAAAUCAUAGUCGGGUUACCCUGUAAUCAGACUUCCUCGUAACUGAGAAAAAUAAUAGAAAGAAAACACUUAGGUAAAUAUCAAUCAAUCGUCCCCUCGCUGUUCGUUCGUUCGUUUCGGCAGGAGAAAAAUCGAUAUCUUUUUGUUUCAAAUUCAUUCGCUUUUUGUUUGAGAGGCCAAUUUUGUAGGCCCCGGAUUAUUAGUACGAAAGCGAUAUUGUACAGAAAUUUGAAGCCCGUAUGAUCAUAUAAUAUGUUCAAAUACGAAAGUUAAUCGCUGACACAGUGGAGACGUGCGGUUUAUAUUAAAAUAUUUGGAUGACGUUUUAAUUCUGUCGACGGUGACUGAUGAUGAAACGAGAAAGGAAAACAUAAAUGAUACAGGUGUCUAAUUUUGUACGCUCUUUUAUAACACAUGUGAAUGGAAUAAGCGUAAAGUUUUUUAAUCGAUUGUGUAUGUGUUCUGAAAUAAGAAAACGUGAAUGUUCCCCAGUUUCCCUUUGCCAUCUUAGAAAAUUGUUACCUGCCGUCACCCAAUGUCAGACUAUCCCGAUUAGGAUCCGUGUCAUCGAUGGAUGUAGAGAAAGCCAAAAAAGCUAUACACGCAAGAAACAUACUGAAUCUUUUGUAGGAACAUCCAAUUGCUUCGUUUUUUUAAAGUACAUAUCAGAGAAGAAAAAUGCUUAAUUUCCCAUGUAAACUGGUUGGAUAUUAGGUCGAUCUCGAUUGCACUCCUACUACCCAAUUUUAGUAACUUUAAUCUGUAAAUGUUUGUAAAUGUCUGUUGAACAUUGGUUACUGAUACAAUCUUGAAUUAUAUUCUUCAAUUUGAUAAGAAAGUUAUCACUGUGUUGAUUUUAAUUCAAUAUUUUGUUUUGUAAUUAUUUAUCUUUGCCAUGACUAAAACAUUUACAGAGUUUGAUAAAUUAGAAAUAAACACUAAAUUCGGUUGUUCCUGACACUGAUUCAACAUAUUGCAUGCGUAAGGAUAUCUCCAUGAGCUGAGAAAUGUGUAAAUUCUUAACCGAAAAAGCAAAUAGUUGUUCCAAACCCAGUUUCCCAUGUUAAACGUUUACACCUACUCUAAUACAUCAAUUAUUAUGCCAUCAUCAUUAUUCUCACUAUACUCUAUUGCUGUUGAAACUAUUGAAAGUGAUUAUACCAGAGCUAUUAUAUACACUUGAAAUCGAAGAUAGCUUCACUCUAAUCGUCAUCUAUAGACAACAACAGACUAUUCGGAUUCCCUUACUUUUGAUCGUUCUUAUAUUCUUGAGCAUUUGCAUACCUCUAAUGUGCAUAUACGCACGUGCAACCAAAUGGAUAAAACCUAUCUGUAAACGGUAGUUUGAUUAGCAGCACGAUUAACCAUCUUUUUUUUACUAUGUGAAUGUGUCGCCUCAUCAUCAAAAGAACACAGCAUGUAGCGGUUUUACAAAAAACAAAAAUCUAUAUUCGAAGGACAUUGCUGCAGGCAUACAAAUAUAAUUUGUCUAGAGUCCUUACACAAUUAGGGUAUAAUUAUAAUGCAAUAAUAGAAAAAAGUCACCAAGUACCCAGACAAAGAAUCCUGCAUUCAUCAUAUCAUCACCGUUAAAAAGACAUUUCCUUUGAUAGAUUUUACGAAAACACGUGUUUGCUUUAAAUAUAAAUUACUAGACAAGUUUGCCAUCCAACCAUUGACUGGUUUUCACAAGAAAAUAUACUUCUUUAUAGGAAACCUUAAUGACUCGUAGGAUGUAAUUACGAAAAAAAACAUCUGCGUCGGCCGGGAAUCGAACCCGGAUCAACUGCUUGGAAGGCAACUAUGCUGACCAUUACACCACCGACGCUUGCUUGAGUGGUCUGAAAGUGAUUUGGGUCCUCGCACUAUGGGCUAAUUAUGUUAUGUUGCCUUGUCUAACUUCAAUUUAAAAUUUUAAGCAAAAGUUCACCAAGUUUGCUGCGUAACCUGCAAAACAAAUUAAAUUUGUGUGCAUUCAGAUUGUUCUCAUUUAAAACUUUGUGUAAUCUGUAAUACCGUAAGAGCGCAUAAUUCUGCGCUUUGUUCCUAAUUCUGCGCACCGCAUAUUUUGAUUAAAAAGUGAAACGUUCUCAAACUAAUAACUUUAUGCAUACAUAUUUUGCUAAAUGUGUUAAUCAAGUUUACAAUUUGGAACGUUUGAGUGAAAUGUAAGGUGCGCAGAAUUAGGCGCGCUUACGGCAUAUGUUGCCCGGAAGUUAACCCACGUCAUUAUUAACUCGUUGACUGCCACCGUACUUUCUAGGUAAUAACUUUAAUUUAUAGUUGGAACUCAAACUAUGUCAAUACUAACGGCACUUUAUACAAACAUGUGUUAUUUAAAAAAAAUCCUUUGAUUUCCAGUUAUCGCAAACAAUAGGUUAACUAAAAUUCACAACAAAUGUUGAUUCCCUAACCGUGAAUGGCUUGGAUGACGCUCUAAAUGGGCACUAAUAACGGAUUUUUUAACGCUAAAUGCAAUCGACAUUGAAAAUCAAAACGAUAUAUUUUUAUACAUUACGUAUGAAUGGGAGAGCUCAGUAGACGUACAGAAAUUGAAACAAACAACCGCUUGAGAAACAAAAAACAGAGAUAAACUUGGCACGCUAGCAAACCUUGUAAAUAUUGUAAUUAUCCAACAGAUACAAUAGUGUACCAAAUGUGUCUAACUCAACCGACACACAGACCGGAACAGUAGGUACCAGCUGCCGUGCUGUUUAGAUCGACCUUUUGAUUCAAUUACUCCUUCCUGAGUCAUAGAUAUCCUUGCUCUCCGUGACCCGUGUAGAUUGGUUGGGACAGUAUAAUCAAUAUAUAUAUAGAAUGCCAGUGUCGCUGCAGUGCGCGUGGUAAACAUCACACAUGUUCAGAUAAUGUAUUUACGUUAUAUAUGCAUAUGUGUGUGUGCCUGAGAUUCAUCAAGGAGGAAUCUCAUUGUCAAACUUUGACAACCAGUUUAAAAUUUCAAAUAUGGCUGCCAAGUAAUAUGAUUGAAAACUUCGCUUGCUUCAAAUUUUUGAAAAAAAUCGGUGCAAAAGGACCCAGUUGUAGGAUUCAAUUCAAGAAAAAGAACGUUUGAAAACAUUUCACUGGCAUGAAAACACAGCAAUGAGCGCACUGAUGACAGCACCAACCAGCGCACAGAUGAAGAACAGAUAAAUAACAAUGAGCAACUUUGACAAUGAAGUUCCCGAUUCACAGACUUGAUACAGAUUGUUAGCAUCAUGUUUACCACAAUGAGGCCUGUAGAAAAACAGCGACACUGGCAUUCUAUAUAUAUUGAUUCUACUGUUGGGACUGGUUGCCCUCCAACAACCACACUUAUGGUGCUCUUACGGAGGAAAAGCAUUCUGUUUCCUGUACUUUAUCUUUCUAGUUUUAGUUUUAUUCUCAUUCCAAGAAAAUAGGAAUGACCAAAGCAAGUGGAGUGAUUUACUUCGGUAAUCUCUCACUUCGAUUAAGAGAUGAUAAAUGAUUCAUGGGAUUCCUAAAUAUGCAAUUGAAGCAACUCACGACUCAGCAUUAACCAACACAGAGCAAAUAAAAUGAAACAGCGAUAGCAGUAGAUGCAGAAGGCGAAUGAAAAGAAAAGAAGACGAACAGAAAUCGAAAAAUGCGUCAGAAACUAGGUAUUCGAUAACUAUAUUAUAUAGCUAUUACGUAUUUUAAAGAGAAUAAUAAACAGAUGGGAAGAUACAAAAGAACCUGCGUAUAUUGUAAGAAAUUAAACCUAAAGAAAAAAGCAUAGUGACAAAUUAAUUUAAAUAAACUGAUAUGAAAA